Canariomyces notabilis is the source of this 664-nucleotide messenger RNA. RefSeq lists its product as uncharacterized. Lineage: Eukaryota; Fungi; Ascomycota; Sordariomycetes; Sordariales; Chaetomiaceae. The record is from RefSeq and is a predicted model, not a curated record. The coding region runs from base 112 to 606 and encodes 164 amino acids. The transcript has a single exon.
AAUUAGUACUCCAGUCAAACGACGGUGCCAGCGACGGCGCCAUCUCUACCUCGGUUCCGCGCGAGAUUCCGGGAUGUCCAUGUUUUGGACCAGAUUACAGAUAUUGAGACAAUGGUGUCGGUAUGUGCUGGGUUGGUCACCGUCGACGGCAACAGUGGCAUAAUCCGGCUGGUACACUACACAACACAAGAGUACUUUGAACGGACGCGGGGUCGAUGGUUGCCGGAUGCUGAAUCUUACAUCACGAAAGUUUGUGUCACCUACCUGUCUUUCAUGUCCUUUCGUCAGAUUCGCCUGGGCUGCUUGACAGCUGAGGAUUUCCUUUUCAGGCGGGAAGCUCUGGGCGGAAACUGGAAUACACUCGACGUCUAUGUGACACUAAACUGGGGCCACCACGCUCGGGAAAUCUCGACUAUCUGCGACGAGGUGAUGCAAUUCCUGCGCGACAAAUCAGCAGUCAGAGCAGCAAGCGAUCUGAUGGCAUUCACCCUGUGGGAAACUGUCGUCAGGCGGUGGGUAACUGGGGAUCUCCCCCCUAACAAGGGGGUUUUCGACGAUGCUGCUCGGCUUUUUUUGGACUUGACGCCGCUAUCGCUCAACUGCUAAAGGAAAACCAUGGCAGCGACAUACCGGACAGCAAUGGUCGCACGCCACUGAGCUAUGC